UCGCGCGGCGGCACGCAGAGCAGAAGCAGACGGUCUGAAUGAGCAGCGGGACACUUCUGCACUUCCUCAAAAGCCUCCCGAGCCGCCUCAGCGUCAAAACUCCGGGGAAACUCUGCUACGGGCAGCGAUAAAGCUCUCCCUGCUCGUUCCUCGGUUCGACACGACAUUUUCCAGCGCGGUGAAAGGCGGGCGUCGCCAUGGCACCCUUCCUACGUAUCUCCAUCAACGCUCACGAGAUGGGCGCUCUGUCUCCGCUGUCUGACCCUCCCAUCUGUGCCGUGAAGAUGAAGGAGUCCGUCAACACAGAGCGAGGAAAGACCCUCCUUCAGAAGAAGCCCACCAUGUAUCCCGCCUGGAAGUCCACCUUCGAUGCUCACAUCUACGAGGGCCGAGUCCUGGAAGUGGUCCUCAUGCAGCAGGAGGGCUCCAAAGAGUCUCUGGCCAAGGCCACAGUGGGCGUGUCUGUGCUGGCAGAGCGCUGCAAGAAGUCUAAAACUGCUGGACGUGCUGAGUUCUGGCUCGACAUGAUCCCCUCAGGGAGGGUGCAGAUGGCUGUGCAGUUUUUCCUGGAGAACGAGGACUCGGUGAAGGCCCCGCCUCCAGAAGGAGUCCUGACCAUCAACAGGCGGAGAGGCGCCUUCAAGCAGCCCAGGGUUCACUGCAUCAAGCACCACGAGUUCAUCGCCGUCUUCUUCCACCAGCCCACCUUCUGCUCCGUGUGCAGGGAGUUCGUCUGGGGCCUGAACAAGCAAGGUUACAAGUGCAAACAAUGCAAUGCAGCAAUCCACAAAAAAUGCAUCGACAAAAUCAUCGGCAAAUGCACCGGAACAGCUGCCAACAGCCGUGACACCAUGUUCCAGAAAGAGCGUUUCAAGAUUGACAUGCCGCAUCGCUUCAAGACCUACAACUACCGGGGCCCCACGUUCUGCGACCACUGCGGCAGCCUGCUGUGGGGCCUCUACAAGCAGGGCCUCAAAUGUGAAGACUGUGGCAUGAACGUACACAGUUACUGUCAAACUAAAGUGGCCAAUCUGUGUGGGAUCAACCAGAGGCUGCUGGCGGAGGCUCUGCAUCAAGUCUCAAUUAAAUCCAAGAAGAACGAUGACUCCAUGGGAGCAGAUGUUGGAAUCUACCAAGAUGUCAGAAAUCCUACAACAGACCCUCGGGCACAGGACAAUGGCAAGGCUGUGUUACCGACCCCCAUGACCCAGAUCGCGAUCCCGAGCAUGCCUCCCAGGGUGCACCUCACCCUCGACCACCUGGUGUGGAUAAAGGUGCUCGGAAAAGGCAGCUUUGGAAAGGUGCUGCUGGCCGAGCUGAAGGGAAAGGGUCAGUACUUCGCCGUGAAGGCCCUUAAGAAGGACGUGGUUCUCAUGGACGACGACGUGGAGUGCACCAUGGUGGAGAAGAGAGUCCUGGCCCUCGCCUGGGAGAACCCCUUCCUCACUCACCUCUACGCCACGUUGCAGUCUAAAGAGCACCUCUUCUUUGUGAUGGAGUACUUGAAUGGAGGCGACUUGAUGUUUCACAUCCAAGACAAAGGCCGCUUCAACACCGCCAGAGCGACGUUCUAUGCAGCCGAGAUCAUCGUGGGACUGCAGUUCCUCCACUCAAAAGGAAUAAUCUACAGAGACCUGAAGCUGGAUAACGUGAUGCUGGACAAAGACGGACACAUAAAGAUCGCAGACUUUGGCAUGUGCAGGGAGAAUGUGUUUGGAGAGAGCAAGGCGACCACCUUCUGCGGCACGCCGGACUAUAUCGCGCCAGAGAUCCUGCUGGGGCUGAAGUACACGUUCUCAGUGGACUGGUGGUCGUUUGGCGUGCUGGUGUACGAGAUGCUGAUCGGUCAGUCGCCCUUCCAAGGCGACGAUGAGGAAGAGCUGUUUGAAGCCAUCCGGACGGAGUUCCCUCAUUACCCGCGGUGGAUCUCGAAGGAGGCCAAGAGCUUGCUUGAGCAGCUGUUUGAGCGAGACCCCUGCCGCAGACUGGGUGUGAUUGGUAAGAUCCGUGAGCACCCGUUCUUCAAAUCCAUCAACUGGACGGCCCUGGAGAGGAGAGAGGUGGAGCCUCCUUUCAGGCCCAAAGUGAAAUCUGCCAGUGACUACAGCAACUUCGACAGAGAGUUCCUGAGCGAGAAGCCACGUCUGUCCCACGGUGACAAAAACCUCAUCGAGUCCAUGGACCAGAACGCCUUCGCCGGCUUUUCCUUCGUCAACCCGAAACUGAUGACCCUGAUAAGAAAAUGAAAGCUCCGACCGAAUGUGUGAGAAACAGGGUUUCAUGUUGACACGAGGAAAACAGACUCCUCCCACACACACUCCCUUCACGCCCUGUGAUCAACAGGGAUUGGCCUGGACUUUUCCACUUCCUCCUCCAGAGGGUAAAAUGUAAUAAAACUGUCUUCUGAACCAGUAUCCAAAAGCAUAUGAAUCUCCUGGAAGGAAAGGGAGACUCUUCCGUGAGCAGUGUUCAUGUAACCAACGCUGGAGGGAUCGUUCAUGAUAUAUUUAUUCUUUUGGUAAAUUUCUGUCAUUUCCCCAUGUGAUCAAAACUUCAAAUCAUUCGCUGUACUGUAGGAUCAAAAUUGAAAUCAUAAGCAUGAAAGGCUUAUCUCGUUAUCCAAGCACGAGGCAUUGCACUGCGCUUCGGCCGCCCGUACGUCUCCCUGCAGAUCUCAUCUGCUGUGUGGUACGACACGCUCCGACGCCGCCGCUGUAGCCGGGAUCGCUGUCUGCUGGUGAACGACUCCUCAGCCGGCCGAGGCGUCGUCCAGAGAAACGUUUGAAAUAACCGAGUGGCUAUAAACGCUUCUGAUUUUAAGUAUUCAUGUUCUGGAUUAUUGUAUCUGACCUCCUGGCUGCCUGUGCCGUCUUGACAAACCCCUGGCUGCAUUCCUCAGAGAUAAUCUUUUAAAUUUAGCACGGGUUCACGUCGUCUCUUUCGUCUCCUCCACGCUGCUGGUGUCAAAUGUCAUUCUGAACAUGAAAGCAAAGCGCGGUACAAACAAUCAUUCCACUUGUAAUAUGAAUUUUCUGUAAGGAGCUGUGGCAGCGGCGUGGUAUUUAACCCGUACCUGUAUACGUUUUGAAGGAUUUGUCUUUUUUUUUUGACUGCCAGUGGGGCAUUUUGCUGUAAAAACAGAUCUUUAGUUUGUCUUAUUUUACUUGAAUGUAGGAAAUUUAACGUGAAAAUAAUAGUACUGUAUAAAUGAAAUUAUUAUGUCCGUUAUGAGCUGUCUGAGUUAUGGGUGUACUUUUUUUUACUUUCAUCUUUUACAUUUGAUUCUCAAUAAAUAUAUUGUGAAAAUAAGGUA
Messenger RNA from Salarias fasciatus (jewelled blenny), 3313 nucleotides. RefSeq names its product protein kinase C delta type-like. The coding region runs from base 198 to 2246 and encodes 682 amino acids. The transcript has 17 exons. Gene Ontology annotation, biological process: protein phosphorylation. The record is from RefSeq and is a predicted model, not a curated record. Lineage: Eukaryota; Metazoa; Chordata; Actinopteri; Blenniiformes; Blenniidae. Gene Ontology annotation, molecular function: diacylglycerol-dependent serine/threonine kinase activity; ATP binding.